Molecule: messenger RNA, 3026 nt
Organism: Drosophila subobscura
Lineage: Eukaryota; Metazoa; Arthropoda; Insecta; Diptera; Drosophilidae
Gene: ChAT
Product: choline O-acetyltransferase
Exons: 9
Coding region: 1-2400 (799 amino acids)
Biological process (GO): acetylcholine biosynthetic process; neuromuscular synaptic transmission
Cellular component (GO): cytoplasm; neuron projection
Molecular function (GO): choline O-acetyltransferase activity
Source: RefSeq, a predicted model, not a curated record
AUGUGCAUGGGAACAGGCGUACUUGUCCGCCUGUCUGCACGUCCGUGCGGAGCUCCGCCAGCGCCAGCCAAUUGGUUGACUGCCCCUUGGAGGCGCAUGCGUCGUAUCCUGCGCCGUGGAAAGCUCACCAGGGGCAAACGGGCACAAACGGGUCUUCGGGCAGCGACGCCUCAAACAUUCCAGGCUGAAUACCGACAAAAUAACGGUGAUCCCAGUGCGAAAGGAGCGAACGUGGCGUCCAACGAGGGCAACAGCAGCGCCGCGGGCAGUGGCGCGGAGUCUGCCGCCCUGUUCUCCAAAUUGCGUAGCUUCUCCAUUGGCAGUGGGCCGAACUCGCCGCAGCGAGUUGUAUCCAAUUUGCGCGGUUUCCUCACCCAUCGCCUCAGCAAUAUCACACCGAGCGACACAGGAUGGAAAGACUCGAUAUUGUCGAUUCCCAAGAAAUGGCUCUCAACGGCGGAGUCCGUAGACGAAUUUGGAUUCCCUGACACUCUACCCAAGAUACCCGUCCCACCACUGGAGGAAACGAUGGCCGACUAUGUGCGCGCCCUGGAGCCCAUAACGACGCCGGCGCAGCUGGAGCGCACCAAGGAGCUGAUCAGGCAGUUCACGGCACCGCAGGCACUGGGCGAGCGACUGCAUCAGUAUCUGCUGGACAAGCGCGAGGUGGAGGAUAACUGGGCCUACUACUACUGGCUCAAUGACAUGUACAUGAACGUGCGCAUUCCCUUGCCAAUCAACUCGAAUCCUGGCAUGGUGUUCCCCCCCCGACGCUUCAAGACCGUCCACGAUGUGGCCCACUUUGCGGCGCGACUGCUCGAUGGGAUUCUCGCGCACAAGGAGAUGCUGGACAGCGGGGAGCUGCCACUGGAGCGUACCGCCUCGCGGGAGAAGAACCAGCCGCUGUGCAUGGCCCAGUACUAUCGGCUGUUGGGCUCCUGUCGCCGGCCCGGCGUGGAGCGCGACUCCCAGUACCUGCCGUCGCGUGAGCGAACCAACGACGAGGAUCGCCAUGUGGUUGUCAUUUGCCGCAACCAAAUGUACUGCGUGGUGCUGCAGGCCUCCGAUCGCGGCAAGCUGUCCGAGAGCGAGAUUGCCUCCCAGAUCCUCUACGUGCUGAGCGAUGCUCCCUGUCUGCCGGCCAAGCCACUGCCCGUUGGCCUGCUCACCGCUGAGCCGCGCACACGUUGGGCUCGGGAUCGCGAGGCUCUGCAGGCGGAUGAGCGCAAUCAGCGCAAUCUGGAGCUGAUCGAGACGGCGCAGGUGGUGCUCUGUCUGGAUGAGCCGCUGGGCGGAAACUUCAAUGCUCGCGGCUUCAGCGGCGCCACGCCCACCAUGCACAGGGCCGGGGAUCGCGACGAGACGAACAUGGCACACGAGAUGAUCCACGGCGGUGGCAGUGAGUACAAUUCGGGCAAUCGUUGGUUCGACAAGACCAUGCAGCUCAUCAUCUGCACCGAUGGCACUUGGGGCCUCUGUUACGAGCACUCCACAUCCGAGGGCAUUGCCGUGGUGCAGCUGCUGGAGAAGAUCUACAAGAACAUUGUCGACCAUCCGGACGAGGACAAUGGCCUGCCGCAGCAUCAUCUGCCGCCGCCCGAGCGCCUGGAGUGGCACGUGAGUGGCCCACAGCUGCAGCUGCGAUUCGGCCAGGCUGCCAAGAGCGUGGACAAGGCCAUCGAUGAUCUGGACUUUUAUGUCUAUCGCUAUCGUGGCUAUGGCAAGACAUUCAUCAAGUCGUGCCAGGUCAGUCCGGAUGUGUACAUUCAGUUGGCCCUGCAGCUGGCACACUUCAAGCUCUAUGGCCGUCUGGUGGCCACCUACGAGAGUGCCUCCACGAGGAGAUUUCUGCAUGGCCGCGUGGACUGCAUUCGAGCGGCCAGCACGGAGGCUUUGGAAUGGGCCAAGGCCAUGUGCCAGGGUGAGGGCGCCAAUGUGACGCUGGAGAGCGAUCGCGAGGAUGAGGAAGAGGCGCGCAAGGUGACAUUUAGCAUUUACAGUAAGGACCAUCUGCGUGAGCUCUUCCGCUGCGCCGUGGCCCGUCAGACCGAGGUGAUGGUGAAGAACAUUCUGGGCAGCGGCAUUGACAUACCGCUGCUGGGACUGCGUGAGGCCAGUGUGGAGGUCACCGGCGAAAUGGCCGAGCUCUUCAACGAUGAGUCCUACAAGAUUUCGCAGUGUUUCCUGCUCUCCACCAGUCAGGUUGCCUGCACCACGGACAGCUUUAUGGGCUAUGGACCCGUGACACCACGUGGCUAUGGCUGCUCCUACAAUCCGCAGCCCGAGCAGAUUGUCUUCUGCGUGUCUGCGUUCUACUCGUGCGAGGACACGAGCGCCUCUCGCUAUGCCAAGUCGCUGCAGGACUCGCUGGACAUAAUGCGGGAUCUGUUGCAGAAUUAAAGGGAAUAUAAAAUAUAUGCAAAAAUAUAUAUAUACAUAUCAGUAAAUGUACCUUAGCAAAAACUAGCGAACGAAACUAAACAUGUAAAAUCUGUGGUUAACUGGCGUCCGCGACUGAGUGCGCGACCUUCUGGCGUUUCAUUUGUGACCAAAAGCACCACCAAAGCGAAGCCACCCAACGAGCGUUGUUGGGUUCGAAACGAAAAACGAAAAAAACGAGAAAAACUAAUGUCAAUCAUUGCUAUCAUGUUGUCCCCUCAGCUAACUAAAAGUACUCCUCGUAGAUGGCCCGCAGAUGCCAUUCUAGUCAAUUAAAUGUUUUAGAGCAAUUUUAUGCGCUGUUAUCUGAGUGUGUUAAUUAUACUAAACGUAUAUAUGCAAUAUAAUCGUAACAAACAAAUAUGAAUUAUUGGACAACUAACAAAAACUAAAUUAGCCGAGCUUAGAACCUUUGUUUGACAACCUUUCCCCUAAGCAGUUUGGCCAUGCCGCCCAUAAGUAUGCAAUACUUUAGUUACGUUGCGUUGUGUUCUAAAAUAUGUACUAAAAAGAGAACUAAUAAUUAAAGCAAGUAGCUGUAUUAUCUCUAUGCUUGUUACUUCAAUUUCGUUGCUUGUUGUUCGUUU